This is a messenger RNA of Rotaria sordida, 5970 nucleotides long. NCBI's taxonomy places the organism in Eukaryota, Metazoa, Rotifera, Eurotatoria, Philodinida, Philodinidae. The record is from the annotation of a GenBank genome assembly.
AUGAUGGAUUUUGAAUAUACACCAUAUGGUGGUACCACGGCUCCAUCAACAAUGAAUCAACAAGAAAUGGAUCAUUACUUUGGAGGAUCAUAUGGUGGUGGAGUUUCUAGUAUUAGUCGACGUGAAAUUAUUGAACAUUUUGCAGAAUUUCGUCGAGCUAUUCAUGAAGGACCUGUUUCACUUGUUCAACAUUAUUAUAAUACAAAUUAUGCAACAAUGAUGCAAAAUUAUAGUGCAGAAUGGCCGUCAGCUGAAGCAUUGAGAGAACACGUUGGAGAUGAUCCAUUAUUUCUUACUUUAUACAAAGAAAUGUACUUUCGACAUAUUUAUGCAUCAAAACCGGGUGGUGUUUCAUUAGAAGAACGACAAGAAUCUUAUGUGAAUUAUAUUGAUCUAUUUAAUUUGGUUUUAGCUAAAGAACAACCAUUGAAAAUUGAAUUACCCGAUCAAUGGUUAUGGGAUAUAAUCGAAGAAUUUAUUUAUCAAUUUCAAUCAUUUUGUAAUUUUCGUACAAAAUUAGCUAAACGAACUGAUGAUGAUAUUGAACAAUUAAAACGAAAUAUAAAAAUUUGGAAUGUUCAUGCUGUACUUAAUGUUAUGCAUAGUCUUGUUGAUAAAUCACGAAUUGUUGAACAAUUAGAGGCAACAAAAAAAGGAGUAUCAUUCAAUCCUGGUAGUGAUUUAUUUUGUCAAACAAAUCUUUAUAAAAUGUUUGGAUAUUUUAGUUUAAUUGGUUUAUUAAAAUUACAUACAUUAACAAGUGAUUAUUAUAUGGCAUUAAAAACAAUUGAAUGUAUUGAUUUAGAUGUUACAAAACAGAAUGAUGUUUGUCAAGUAUUUCAUUGUAUUGUAGCAACAAAUUAUCAUGCAGGUUUUUGUUAUACAAUGAUGAGAAAUUAUGAAGAUGCUAUAAGAGUUUUUGUUGAUACAUUACUUUAUAUUCAACGUAGUAAACCAAUUAUAGUUGCUCAAACAUUUCAAAAUGAUGCAGUUAAUAAAACAGCUGAUCAAAUGAUGACAUUACUUGCUAUUUGUUUGACAUUAAAUCCAAUGCGUAUUGAUGAAACAAUUUAUUUACAUUUAAGAGAAAAAUUUCUUGAUAAAUUACCUAAACCAUUACUUUGGGUUGGACCAGAUGGAAAAUUACCAUUUCGAGAUAGUUUUGCAUAUGCUUGUCCAAAAUUUAUUAGUCCUGCACCAACAAUUUUUGAACAACGUAAUGAUACACAAUGGGCGGAACCAUUCAAUCGACAAAUAGAAGUAUUUACUGAAGAACUUCAAGAACAAGCAUAUAUUCCUGAUGUUCGAAGUUAUUUAAAAUUAUAUACAACAAUGAAUAUUGAAAAAUUAGCAACAUUUAUGGAAAAAACACCGCAAGAAGUUAAACCAAUAUUAUUAACAUUUAAACAUAAAUUAAGUGGUAAUGAUGCAACACAAAAAACAGAAGAAGAUUUUCAAUCAUCAGCUGAUAUUGAUUUUUAUAUAGAUAAAGAAAUCAUUUAUAUUGCUGAUACAAAAAUAACACGACGUUAUAGUGAUUAUCUUGUUAAACAAAUUCUUAAAUAUGAAGAAUUAACACGAUCGAUCGUUGAAGCUCUCAGUCCACAGCAUGGUGGCAUAUUUUUCUAUAAUUCACAUUGCUACGAUACCAACAACGAAAUACAACAUUCAGGUCAAAUUUCAUUAUAUAGUAUAAUGAAAUACAAAUUACUAUCAUUGAUUAUAUUUAUUUGUUUUAAAUAUAUUUCAACCAAAUGUAUUUGGUAUGAAGGUAUACGUGAUGGUUUUAAUCAAGUUUAUCGAAAUGGUCAACCAAAACCAUUACCAUUAACAGACAUUAGUCUUUUAAAUGAAAUGUGUCCACAUAUUCCAACUACUGAAGGUGUUUCACCUCUUUUAUGUUGUGAUCGAAAACAAUUAACUGAAAUACAAAAAUUUAAAUAUAUUGUUGAUAAUUUAAUUGGUCGAUGUCCAUCAUGUUAUUUUAAUUUUUUACGUAUUUUUUGUGAAAUGUCUUGUAAUCCAGAUCAUGAUCAAUUUAUAUGGCCAUUAGAAAUUUUCAAUAUAACUCGACCUAAUAAUGAAGAAGUUUCUAUUAAAGGUAAUGAAGAUGAAGUUAUAAGAAAAGAUUGGGCUUUAACUGAUUAUGUUGAUCCUGAAGAAGAACAAGAACAUGAUGCAGAUAAAGCUACAUCAAAAGUUGUUACAAAACCUAUUGAAACAGUUGAAGUUAUUAAAAAACUACGAUAUUUUAUAUCAGAAGAACAAGCGAAUGAUUUUAUUAAUUCAUGCUGGAGUGUUCGUAUUAAUUUUCAAUAUGCUGUCGAUGUUUUAUGUGGUUCAUUAAAUCGUGCAUGUGAUGUUAAAAAAUUAUUUCAAUAUAUUGGUUUAAAAAAUGCUCAAUCACCAAUUAAAAUUGAUUUUAUUUUUGUUAAUGGUACAUAUUAUGAUAAAGAAAUAAAACGUACAUUUCAACCAUCAAAAGCAAAAAUGUUUGCUUGUGAUCAACCAGUUGUAUUACCACAUUUAUCAAGAGAAAAAUGUACAUGUAUGGAUUGUAAUGCUAUGUGUCCAAAAAUAAAUCAUACAAAAAAAGAAAGUUUUAUUUCAAAAAAUGGUACAUUCAUAGAAAAAUUUAAAGAAAAAAUAUAUAAGCUUCAUAUUAUAACAAUUAUUGCUAUUGGACUUUAUAGUGUAUUUGUUAUUAUAUUUAUUUUUGCAUGUCUAUAUGAAUGUAUACCGAAUUUGAAACGUAAUAAAAAAAGUUCUCUUGUUGAAAAUAUACGAAAUGAUAAAACAGAUGAAAUCGAAGGUGAAAAAAAGAAUCUCAAUGGAGGUCCUAUUAAAGAUGAAUCUGAUUCUGAAGCAUCAUUUAGUGAACAACAAGGUGGUUUCUUAGAUAACAUAGGAAUGAAAAUUGAUGAUGGAUUACAUCAUAUAUUUACUGUUAUUGGUCGAUUCUGUGCUUACAAUCCAAGAUAUACAAUUAUACCUGUAUUAACUAUAAUAUUCGUUUUAUGUUUUGGUAGUCGUUAUUAUACAGUAACUACAGAUCCAGUAGAUCUUUGGGUAGCAUCAAAUUCUCGAGCACGUCAAGAAAAAGCAUAUUUCGAUGAAAAAUUUGGACCAUUUUAUCGUAUUGCACAUUUAAUACUUGUACCAAAAAAUAAAAAAAAUAUUAGUCUUCUAUAUAAAACUCCAUUGGAAGCUGAAGAAAAAUAUACAUUUGGACCUGUAUUUGAACGAAAUUUUCUUCUUGAUGCAUUACGUUUACAAUUAUUUGUUGAAAAUUUUAAUGUAACAGCUGCAUCUGGUAAAACAAUUUAUUUAAAUAAUACAUGUUAUAAACCACUUGAACCUGAUAAUAAUAAUUGUGCUAUAUUAUCAUUAUUUCAAUAUCAUCAAAAUAAUUUAACAUUUCUUUCACAAGAACGUUUAUAUCCAUCACAAUAUCUUGAAUGUAUUCAAGCACCAUUAACACAACAAACAAAAUCAUUUCAACGUACAUGUAUGGGUAAAUUUGGUGGUCCUAUUGAUCCUUAUAUGGUACUUGGUGCCUUUCCAUCACAUGAUGGUGUACCAGAUUAUGCUAAAGCUCAAGCACUUAUUAUAACAAUAAUAAUAAAUAAUCAACGUAAAAAUAAAGAAAAUGUAAAUGAACAACUUGAAGAUACACUUUUAUGGGAACAACAUUUUUUACAAUAUAUGAAAACAUAUAAUUCAAAAUGGUUUGAUGUUAAAUAUCGUGCUGAACGAUCAAUUGAAGAUGAAAUUGAACGUGAAUCAAAAUCAGAUAUAAAAACAGUUCUUAUAUCAUAUUUAAUUAUGUUUCUUUAUAUUGCUAUUGCAUUAGGUCGAAUAAGAAAUAUUCGACAUCUUUUUGUUGAUAUGAAAGUUUCAUUAGGUAUUGCCGGUGUUGCACUCGUUACUCUUAGUGUAUGGGCUAGUGUUGGAAUUUUUUCAUAUAUGAAAAUUCCAACAACAUUGAUUAUAUUUGAAGUUAUACCAUUUCUUGUAUUAGCUGUUGGUGUUGAUAAUAUAUUUAUAUUAACUCAAUCAAUUCAACGUGAUCAACGUUUACUCAAUGAAGAUGUUGAAUCACAAAUAGGUCGUAUUGUUGGUCGUGUAGGUCCAGCUAUGUUAUUAACAUCUGUAUCUGAAAGUAUUGCAUUUUUUCUCGGUGCAUUAACACCUAUGCCAGCUGUUCGUUUAUUCAGUUUAUAUGCAGCUGUAUCUGUUUUAAUUGAUUUUUUUCUUCAAAUAACAAUAUUUGUUACAUUUAUUACACUUGAUCAUAAACGAACAAUUGAAAAUCGUAUUGAUGUUUUUUGUUGUUUACAAAUUUCACGUGAUAAAACAAAUAGUCAACCUCGUUGUUUAAGUUUACCACGAGUUAGUUGGUUUAAACCAAAGAUAAGUAAAAAAAGACCUUCUAUAUCAAAUAAUCAAAGUCCAUUACAAACACCAUUAGGAUCAAUAAAAUCUGAUGAAACAAAUAAAAAUAUAUUUCGUCAAUCAUCAAAAAUAGAACCAUGUGAAGAACAUUUAAUGGAAAUGGAUGGAUUUUUAUUUAGUUUAUUUAAAAAAUAUUAUGCACCAUUUAUAAUGAAUUGUUAUGUACGACCAACAGUUAUAUUUAUAUUUUUUACAUGGCUUGCAUUAAGUAUUGCUUUAUUACCAUAUGUUAAAGUUGGUUUAGAACAAAAUAUAACAAUGGCAAAAGAUUCAUAUAUGAUUGAUUAUUUUUCAGCAUUAAAAGAAUAUUUUGCUGUUGGACCACCUGUCUAUUUCGUUAUUACACAAGGUAUUGAUUAUAGUAAUAUAAAUGCAAGUAAUAUGAUAUGUGCAAGUGCGGGUUGUUCAUCGAAAUCAAUGGCAAAUCAAUUAGGUAUUGCAUCGUUACGUCCAUCUGAAACACGUAUUGCACAAAUAGGUACAACAUGGCUUGAUGAUUAUUAUGAUUGGUUACGUCAUCGUGGUUCAACACCAUGUUGUCGUUUACAUGAAACAACAGGAGGUUUUUGUUCAACAAAUGCACCAUUAAAUGCAAAUUGUCAUCCUUGUACACGUAGUACAACACGUGAAGCUUUAACACAUUAUGAAUUUACAACAUUUUUACCAUAUUUUUUGAAAGAUAAUCCAAAUUAUAAAUGUGCCAAAGGUGGUCAUGCUGCACAUGGUAAUAGUGUAGCAUUAUCAGACGAAGAUAAAACUGUAGAAACAAGUUUAAUUAUGGGUUAUCAUAGUCUUUUAAUAAGUUCAGGUGAUUUUAUAGAAGCAAUGAAACAAGCAUAUAUUCUAACAGAUACUAUCACACGAACAUUACAAACAGCUGGUUAUGAUGUGAAAGUUUUUCCAUACAGUAUAUUUUAUGUAUUUUAUGAACAAUAUUUAACUAUUUGGCAUGAUGUAUUUAUGAAUUUAUCUAUAUCAGCAGCAGCUAUUUUUGUUGCUACAUUUAUUUUACUUGGUUUUGAUAUAAUGUCAGCAUUUAUUAUAACAUUAACUAUUGCUAUGAUAACUUGUGAUAUGAUAGCCAUGAUGUAUAUAUGGAAUAUUGAAAUGAAUGCUAUUUCACUUGUCAAUCUGGUUAUGUCAGUUGGCAUAUCACUUGAAUUUUGUGCUCAUAUAUGUCGUGAUUUUAUUUUAUCAGCUAAAGGUUCACGUUUAAAACGAGCUGAAAAAGCACUUGCAUAUAUGGGUAGUUCAGUUUUUAGCGGUAUAACAUUAACAAAAAUUGGCGGCAUUGUUGUACUUGGCUUUUCACAUUCUCAACUUUUUCAUAUAUUUUAUUUUCGCAUGUUUAUUUGCAUUGUUUCAUUCGGUGCUGCUCAUGGCCUAAUAUUUUUGCCUGUUUUACUCAGCUAUAUUGGCCCAAGUCCUAAUCAUAUACGUAAAACUCGUAUACAUCGUUCAAGAUCAAUGAGAAAAUCACAUCCAUUACAAGCGAUGUCAACUGAAAUGUCCUAA